Messenger RNA from Zea mays, 1814 nucleotides. RefSeq lists its product as uncharacterized. Gene Ontology annotation, cellular component: nucleus. Lineage: Eukaryota; Viridiplantae; Streptophyta; Magnoliopsida; Poales; Poaceae. Bases 970 to 1482 code for a protein of 170 amino acids. The record is from RefSeq and is marked validated. Gene Ontology annotation, molecular function: transcription cis-regulatory region binding; DNA-binding transcription factor activity. Gene Ontology annotation, biological process: positive regulation of DNA-templated transcription. The transcript has a single exon.
CCCCCUGGCCCCCUCCCUCUCCUUCCUCACAUCUUCCUUCGUCAGCCGCAGAUGCGCCAGCAUCUCUCCCACGGGCAGGAGGAGGAGGAGCGAGAGGCACAGUGACAGACAGAGAGAGAGCGCGCGCGGGGGGAGCCCAGCACAGCACCUACACUAGCUAGCCACCGGCCACCACCACCACCACCACCGACCGAAUCGGGUGCGCGCGGCGCGCUGCUCGUCAGCUCCGGCCGGCCGGCCGCUUUAUAAAGCCACCCACCCAGCCCCGCCCGAUCGCCAUCGCCAUACCCCCGCCUCCGUCCACGGACACACACCCGCCUUGCCAGCCGGCACCCUCCCGGCCUCCCCCACCUGUGUCCUCCGGCCUCGCCGCCGCAAAACCCGCCGCGCAGGCCGGUUGCUCCGAUUGGGAGUGCCAAUCGGAGCCAACAGCGAGGGAAGCACAUGCUGCCGUUCGUCCUAGAGUUCCUCAUUGAUGUCGCCUGUGAUCAGUGAGAUCCUCCUCUCGGGGUUUAUGAUCAACUCCACACUCCGGCGCCGCACCCACCUGGUCCAGUCCUUCUCCGUCGUCUUCCUCUACUGGUUCUAUGUCUUCUCAUGAACUACUCGCCCCCAUCAUAGCCACGCCCCUUCUCUCCCACUCCUCCUCCUCCUCUUUCCCUUCCAUCUAGUAGCAUCUACCGUCCUCCUCUUCUCUCCGUGUCAGUCUCUGCCUUCGUCGUCGCCGUUUCAGUCGUUCCCUAAACCUUCUUUAGCUUGCAUGCACUUCCCUACUGCUGCUAGCAAAGACCUUUAUUACUAGUGUCAAUUAAGUUACGAAAGAAGAAGAAAGAAAGAAAAUUUCGAGGCCGAGAAAAAAGACGGCUUUGAUCUCUGCUAGUGUGGUGUGGUAGUGUGUGCUUCUAGUAAGUAAGCGAGCCAGGGAUCAAGAAGCAGAGAGCUGCUCUGUCUCUUUUGUCUCUUGCAAGAAUGGCUUCCUCCAGCGGGAGCGGGAGCUCGGGCUCCCUCUCGGCGGCAACGGCGGCCCUGGCCGCCGCGGCGGGCACGGAGGAGGAGCUGCGCGCGCUCAUGGAGCAGCGCCGCGCGAAGCGGAUGCUGUCCAACCGCGAGUCCGCGCGGCGGUCGCGGAUGCGCAAGCAGCGCCACCUCGACGAGCUGACCGCGCAGGCGGCGCACCUGCGCCGCGAGAACGCGCACGUGGCCACCGCGCUCGGCCUCACCGCGCAGGGCCUCCUCGCCGUGGACGCCGAGAACGCCGUCCUCCGCACCCAGACCGCCGAGCUCGCCGCGCGCCUCGGCUCCCUCAACGACAUCCUCGCCUGCAUGAACACCAACGCCGUCGGCGCCGUCGCCGUCUCCCUCACAGCCGCCGCCGCCGCCGCCGCUUCCUCCGACCCCUGCCUCGCCUUCGACGGCGCCACCGCCCUGGACGACCUCCUCAGAUCCUGCCCCGAGAACAUGUUCCAGUACCAGCUCUGCUAGCUCCAGACCGCGCGAAGUCACCAUGGCAGCGCAAAACACCUUCUUUUGUUUUGUUUUGUUUUUGUUUUUUUUUCUUCUUCUUCUUCUGGUGUUUCAGGUUUAGUAAUCUGCUAGUGAGAUGGAAGAACUGAGGUCAGAUCAGACGUGGUGGUGACUAGCCAUGAAAGUGAACUUUACUGUUACUGUACUGUGCGAUCAACUGGUGGGGGUAAUUAGCUAGCUAGCUAGCUGCUGGGGCUAUGGUUAAUGCAUGAACUGCUAUUAGUUACCAGGUGUAAGUGUAACUCUCGAGUCCUGCUCUUGUUACUGUUUGUGUACUGACUGUGUCACUC